UUGUUCUUCUGUGGGCUGAGAUGACGACAGAAACAAGUGAGGGGGUGGAGAGAGAGAGAGACAGCGAGAGACAGAUUCAGAGCAGUAUGUUCAGUCUGUGGUAACAUCUCACUGUGAUACCCAUGUUUGCAGCCUGAGGUAUCGUGUCCUAUUACAGAGCCUGAAUAGAAAAUCCAUAUCCCAAGAUGCAGUGGUGCAGGUGGGCUGGCAGUUGGAGAUCACACCUACCGGGACAGUCUGCAGAGCCGGAGAUCGAGGACUCUUUCGACUUUCUUUUUAAAAUCAUCCUGGUCGGGGACUCAGAUGUGGGAAAGACUUGUGUGGUCCAGAGCUUCAAGUCUGGCAUAUUCAUGGAGAAGCAGCAAAACACCAUUGGGGUCGACUUUACGGUUCGUACCCUGGACAUCGACGGCAAGAAGGUGAAGAUGCAGGUGUGGGACACAGCAGGGCAGGAGCGCUUCCGCACCAUCACUCAGAGCUACUACCGCAGUGCCCACGGGGCCAUGGUGGCCUAUGACAUCACACGCCGCACCACAUUCGAAUCUGUUCCCCACUGGAUCAGGGAGGUGGAGCAGUAUGGAGCUGCCAGUGUGGUGCUGAUCCUUAUUGGUAAUAAGUCAGACCUCCACGGUCAGAGGCAGGUGUUGUUCGAGGAAGCUUGCACUCUGGCAGAAAACAACAAUGUGCUGGCUGCUCUGGAAACCUCAGCCAAGGAGGCCCAGAACGUGGACGCAGCCUUCAUCCUCAUGGCCCGGGAGCUACUGGCACGCAACGGCAUGACCAUCACAGACGAGGCCCUUCAAGACUCGCCUCAGUUCAUGUUGAGUAACAGCUCCCAUCCAGUCCAUGGCGCUGUGUCUUCAGAUAAAAAGUGCGGCUGCUGAGCAGACUGAAGUGGGGACAUGUCGGUUAAGACAUGUGGUGACAGCCUGACGUGUGUUUGAAAAGUUUCUGUACCAGGGAAGCAAAGUUAUUCACAGAGGCUGUGUUUUAGGGAAAACUAAAUACGUUGCAUUGUGUGUGAAUGUAAAUUUUGUAUGUGUUUUGACUUUUAAUAUUUACAUACACAGUAUCAGUAACACAGGUUUUAAAUGGUGGUUGCUUAUCAAACACGUUUUGUAAUAUUCUUCUUAGGAUAACUGCUGCUGAAUGUGAUGAACACUCCAGCAUUACAAACCACACCUCUGCUGAAGGACUCUGUACUGAGAUUGUAGUAC
Chelmon rostratus (copperband butterflyfish) is the source of this 1217-nucleotide messenger RNA. It is a transcript of the gene rab19, whose product is annotated as ras-related protein Rab-19. Gene Ontology annotation, molecular function: GTPase activity; GTP binding. Bases 186 to 884 code for a protein of 232 amino acids. Gene Ontology annotation, cellular component: trans-Golgi network. The transcript has 5 exons. The record is from RefSeq and is a predicted model, not a curated record. NCBI's taxonomy places the organism in Eukaryota, Metazoa, Chordata, Actinopteri, Chaetodontiformes, Chaetodontidae.